GUCAAUGACAAAGACUCUGGUUGCAUUGCGAACGUCAAUAUUUCACAGCUGCAGCCGCAUUCACCUCCUCAAUGGCUAAUCGCCUAGUUGCUUUUUCGCGCACCCGACAAUUUAGUCCCCGACAGCCCCCUCAGGUUUCUUCUUCGCGGUGACGUAGAAACCCCCAACAGCAACCAGAAUGGCCUCCCCAAUCGACCCCAAGGUACACGACUUUGCGUCGCCGCAGAGUCCCGCAGCACCGCAGCGCCCGCAUUUUGGCGACGACACCCUGCGGCUUGAGACCUCGUCUUGUGGACGGCAGCCCAGCUCCGCUAAUGCGACAGCUGCCCAGGUCGACGGCAACAGCCUCUUCUCCCCCUCGCGAUUCUCUAUCGAUUCCACACUCAGACGCCGGCCUACGCGCUCCAAUACCGUGCGACACUACCAUUCCCCAACUCGGCCAAAGUGGGAGGAGCCCGGUGCCGAGCCUGGCAUAGACACCAAAAAGGAGACUGAAGCCCACAAGGAUCUGCAGCGUCGUUGCGACAUAACCGUGGUGGACUUUUCCGAGGAGCACGUCGAGUGCCACCCACUCGACAAUGACACCCUGGAAGCAUUUCUGAACCUACCUAAGGACGAGUGGGUUUCAUGUCGGUGGAUCAAUGUCAACGGAUUGAGUUGGGACGUGAUUCGCAUGCUCGGCAACCACAAAGGCCUCCACAGACUAGCAAUCGAGGAUUUAAUGAACACUAGAGGACGAACCAAGGCCGAUUGGUACUCUGACCAAGCUUUCUUGCUGUUCACGCUCUCGAAACUUGUCACUAUCCCGGACGACGAUUCCGAUAGUAGCGACUCCGAUGUGGAGGGUGAGACGAAGAAGCCAAGAAAUCCAAGACACUCCAAGAAGCGAAAACCGAGAUCCUUCUAUAGACACGUGAAGGAAUUGUUCGGCUCUGGAUCGAGUGAAUUUCGCCCACGACAGGAUCCUGAAAAUUCAUGGGGCACCGAGGAAAAGGACUACAACCUCGAUGGCACCAUCCCUUCGCGACCGUACUAUGGAGGAGCUCAGCAGCGGGAAGAAAUACGCACCCUUCAGCGCUAUCGCGGUGGGCCGAAUCUAAACAGAACUAUCUACUUAGAACAGCACUCUGCACUAGCAAAAAAACAACUAGCAGUGAGCGUGGAGCAGGUCUCCAUGUUCGUUUGCGCAGACAACACCGUCAUAUCAUUCUUUGAGCACUCAGCAGCUGACAUUGAGUCUCCUAUUCUCAAACGUCUGAACUCUGAAGAUACCAUCCUUCGGCGCAGCUGCGAUGCAAGCAUGCUAGUUCAAGCUAUUAUUGAUGCUAUUAUCGAUUUAGCCAUUCCUGUCGUUACAGCCUAUGAGGAUGCCAUGGGAGAACUAGAAUUAGAUGUCUUACGCGACCCUGAAAUCUGGCAUUCACAGUCUCUCUAUAUUCUCACGUCGGAGCUGUCUAUCCUCCGAAACACCAUCCAACCCAUCAUAUCUCUUAUUAAUGCCCUCCGGGACCACAAAUCCGAGCCUGCCCUCACCCCUGGCUUGUCUGGAGGCCCAACCCGCAAGAUCAUAUCUUCUAUAACCAUUUCCCCCCUUGCACAUACGUAUUUAGGUGACGUCGAGGAUCAUUGCAUCAUGAUAACGGCAUCCUUGGAUCAGAUGAGACGGGCUGCUGAUAAUCUCAUUGACCUCAUUUUCAAUGUGAUGGGCUCCUACCAGAAUGAGUCGAUGAAACAACUCACGAGUGCCACUAUCUUCUUCUUACCUCUGACAUUCAUAACUGGGUAUUUCGGACAGAAUUUUACGAGGUUCAAUGGAGUCAACAACCACUCUGAUGCCUUCUUCUGGAAAAUCGCCAUACCCGUUAUGUGUGUCACGAUCCUCGUGCUCAUGAACAGUGGGAUCAGGCGACAAUAUCAGCGCUCGAUUGGCAAAUGGAAACUGCGCAAAGCCACCCGCAAGCGGCAGGCUCAAAUAGAUCGCGAGGUUCAUCCAAAUGGCGUUGCAGGAGGCGUGGCCAUGGCCAUGGGACUGAAACAUGAUUCACAAGGGCAUGGAAAGAAAAGGAAGGUUAAGAGGAAACAAACAAUGUACACGAAGAAUAUGAACGGUCAGAUUGGGGGGUCCUUUUAGAGGGUAGGAUUUUGGAUGUGAAUGGAGUUUUGAAAGUUGCGUGAUACCCAGAGGCGGUAAUAGCCUAGCGUGUGUGCCAACCCGUAGUCAGGGCAUGCU
Lindgomyces ingoldianus is the source of this 2230-nucleotide messenger RNA. RefSeq lists its product as uncharacterized. The transcript is spliced from 4 exons. Gene Ontology annotation, biological process: metal ion transport; transmembrane transport. NCBI's taxonomy places the organism in Eukaryota, Fungi, Ascomycota, Dothideomycetes, Pleosporales, Lindgomycetaceae. The record is from RefSeq and is a predicted model, not a curated record. Gene Ontology annotation, molecular function: cobalt ion binding; cobalt ion transmembrane transporter activity; magnesium ion binding. Bases 179 to 2131 code for a protein of 650 amino acids. Gene Ontology annotation, cellular component: membrane.